Chlorocebus sabaeus (green monkey) is the source of this 2233-nucleotide messenger RNA. Its product is annotated as amyloid protein A. Lineage: Eukaryota; Metazoa; Chordata; Mammalia; Primates; Cercopithecidae. Gene Ontology annotation, cellular component: extracellular region. The record is from RefSeq and is a predicted model, not a curated record.
UGGCCUCAAACUUGUGGGUUGAAGCAGGCCUCCUGCCUUGGCCUCCCAAGUAGCUGGGACUACAGGCACAUGCCACUGUGCCUGGCCCAUGUCUAAAUUUUUUGUUUGUUAUUACAAAUGCCUAGCCCUCAGGGUAUGAACAUGGACUGCAGAAGAAGAAACCAGAGUUGCUGCUAUGUCCACCAGCCUCUCUGCAUGUCCUGGCCUCAGCCCUGCUGGGCUCUGGUACUAACCCAUCUCUGGCCACCAUGCUCCUCCACAAGCCGCUGCAGAGCUAAUCUGACCCUGUUGAUGUUCUCAUGAGAGAGUGAACUGUGUGGCCCCUGCAUCCCUCCGUGAUAAUAGAGCAGAACAAGAGCUCUCCCAUCCUUCCCUGCCUGGAAGCUGGGCACAUCCCCAGCUGGGCUGCCAAUUUAAUGCACCACACUCGCAUUCUCCCAAGGUGGGGCUCCAGGACUAGGCAGGAGCAGCAGAAAGUGCCCUGCUCUACAUUGCCCUCGGCGCAAGGGGCCAGCUUAGAAAAGGCAUUUCCAAAUUGGCUAGGCCAGCUGAGCAGAGAUUUUCUGUGCUGAGAAAUCUCAGGAUACCCAGACAGAGGGGUGGAAGGAGCCUUCCAGGGCACACAUGAGAUGUGGCAGGGGUAGGCUGUCCAUUUUAAAACUUAAAGGCUUUAGAUAUGAACUCACAGGGAUUCAUGUCAGGGCCAUCUGCCAUGUGGCCCAGCAGGGCCCAUCCUGAGGAAAUGACCAGUAUAGUCAGGAGCUGACUGAAAAGCUGCCCUCCACACCUUCCAGCAGCCCAGGUGCCACCAUCACGGGGCUCCCACUCUCAACUCUGCAGCCUCAGCCCCCUCAAUGCUGAGGAGCAGAGCUGGUCUCCUGCCCUGACAGCUGCCAUGCACAGCAAACCUAUCUUGUUCCCACAGGUUGCACAACUGGGAUAAAUGACCCGGGAUGAAGAAACCACUGGCGUCCAGGAACUUGUCUUAGACCGUUUUGUAGGGGAAAUGACCUGCAGGGACUUUCCCCAGGGACCACAUCCAGCUUUUCUUCCCUCCCAAGAGCCCAACAGGGAAGACUCAGCAUAAAUAGCAGCCACCUCUCCCUGGCAGACAGGGACCCGCAGCUCAGCUCCAGCAUAGAUCAGGUGAGGAGCACGCCAAGGAGUGAUUUUAAAACUUACUCUGUUUUCUCUUUCCCAACAAGGUUGUCAUUUCCUUUAGAAAAUAGUUAUCCUGGGGCCUACAGCCAUACCAUUCUGAAGGUGUCUUAUCUCCUCUGAUCUAGGGAGGUAAGCAGGGUAGGCCUGGUAGUACUUGGAUGGGAGACCACCUGGGAAUACCAGGUGCUAAAAGCUUUAAGAAUAAAAAAUUGUGAUCUUACUUUGUGUUUGUCCCAUGUUGAGUUCUGUGCUGGGCAGAGGGAACACAUGGUAAAUGCGUUGUUGGGAAUUACAGGCUACUUGAGGGAGUGACAGUCUGGUCAUAGCUCCCGCCUUCCUCCAUCAACACCACGUUGGCAUCCUCUUACACAGUCAGGCUUUAGGGCUGAUGGGUUCAGAACCAAGGGCUUCUGGCUCUGAGUGAGGUCCUGCUGCAAGGUUUCUUAGAUGAGCCACUAAGAUUCUAAUAAGAUCCAGUGGAAAUAACCAGGCUCUCGUUGGAAUAUGACUCCCAAGGAAAGCUGUGCCACUCUUGUGGGCGACUGUCUGACUUCUCCUUUCAUUUCAGCACCAUGAAGCUUCUCACGGGCCUGGUUUUCUGCUCCUUGGUCAUGGGUGUCAGCAGCCGAAGCUGGUUUUCCUUCCUUGGUGAGGCUUAUGAUGGUGCUCGGGACAUGUGGAGAGCCUACUCUGACAUGAGAGAAGCCAAUUACAAAAAUGCAGACAAAUACUUCCAUGCUAGGGGGAACUAUGAUGCUGCCCAACGGGGACCUGGGGGUGCCUGGGCCGCAGAAGUGAUCAGCGAUGCCAGAGAGAAUAUCCAGAAACUCCUGGGCCAUGGUGCGGAGGACACACUGGCUGAUCAGGCUGCUAAUGAAUGGGGCAGGAGUGGCAAAGACCCCAAUCACUUCCGACCUGCUGGCCUGCCUGAGAAGUACUGAGCUUCCUCUUCGGUCUGCUCUCAGGAGACCUGGCUGUGAGGCCCUCAGGGCAGGGACACACAGUUAGUGAGGUCUGUGUCCACAGAAGCUGAGAUAUGGCAUACAAUAGGCAUCUAAUAAAUGCUUAAGAG